This is a messenger RNA of Poecile atricapillus (Black-capped chickadee), 6789 nucleotides long. It is a transcript of the gene ITPRIP, whose product is annotated as inositol 1,4,5-trisphosphate receptor interacting protein. The transcript is spliced from 3 exons. NCBI's taxonomy places the organism in Eukaryota, Metazoa, Chordata, Aves, Passeriformes, Paridae. Gene Ontology annotation, cellular component: membrane. The record is from RefSeq and is a predicted model, not a curated record. Gene Ontology annotation, molecular function: protein kinase inhibitor activity. Bases 613 to 2262 code for a protein of 549 amino acids.
UCAGCUGCUUUCCUGACUUUCAGGCACGACCACCAGGAGGUCAGAAUACAUCCGAGAAGCAAGAUGAGCGCAUUUCCUCUCCGUCCGCCGUGCCCUCGGCCCAACACCAUCUCGGAAGCUAAUGGGGGAGCCGAGCAGGAGAUCAGACAGCUCGCUGCCGCCCGCCGGGGCACGGCUCGGCUCCUAGGGCUGCCGGGGGUGGUUUGAAGGAGGAGAGGAACAGCAAACCAAGGAGCGGCACAGCGGGCCGGGCGGGGCGGGCUCCUGCCCCUCGCAGCGCGGAGCCGCCGCCGCGCCGACAGCGCCGGUGUGCGCCGAGCCCCGGGAGCGGGGCCGCCGACCCGGCCCGACCCGGCCCGGCCCGGCCCGGUGAGUCUGUCCGGGGCCGCGGGGAGCCGGAGCGCGCCCGGCGCUCAGGGGGACGCGGGUCGGGACGGAGCGGCGGCGCGGGCUGCCCGCGGCGGGUCGCGUUGGGGUGCCUGUCCCUGGGUUCUCUUGACGGGACUUCCUGGCUGUGCUUCAGUGGCGGGUGACUGAAUUUAGUCUUCUCUGCAUCAGGGUGAUAGUAGUAAUGCAAAGUUUAAUGAGCACCUGCAAAGCUGUGUAGCAGGGAUGCCCGUGGGACUCUUCCGGGUGUGCCUACUGGUGAUUACAGCUAUUGUCAACCACCCGCUCUUCUUCCCUAAGGAGAAUGGCACCGUCCCCGAGAACACAGAAGAAAUCAUCCAGAAGAUGAAGGAGCGGGAGGAGAGCCUGCGGCUGGAGCAGUUGCGCUUGGAGCAGGAAAUCGCAGACCAGGAAGCCACACAGAAGGCUCUGGAAAAGGCUACAGUGGUAGUGGAGGAAAGCAAAGAAGAAAAGGUCCGAUGGGAUAUGUGGACUGCCCUCUCCAUGGUCAUCUUCCUGCUGAUUGAGCUCUGGAGGCAGGAUUUCCAGGAAGGGAAUUGGCAGGACAUAGGAGGAGAAGAGGAUGACAUGGCAGUCCUGGGGAAGGCAUUUAAAGGAGUGGCCUUCCCUGACAAGGCUGUCCUGGCCAGCUUCUAUGAGAAGCGUAUCCUGGGUACCACUGGAGACAUGGCCAGGAUGCGGGAGAUGGUGGAAGGCUUUGCAGAUGACCUGCUGGAGGCCUUGAGGAGUGUUUGUAACCGGGAUGCUGACAUGGAAGUGGAAGAUUGCAUGGGUGUGGGGAGCAUGUAUGAGAAUUGGAGAGUGCGUAAACCCUUCGUCUGUGAUCUGAUAGUGCCUUUUGCCCCCCCAGAGCCUUACUGCUUUUGCUGCCAGACCUGGUGCUCUGGUGACUCUUUUCCCCCAGAUGAACAAGGUUAUGGCACUAUCAAGGUGUGCAGGGCAGAUGAGGAUGCAAUGGGUUGCAUCUGUGACAAGACUAAAUUAGGGGAAGAUAUGCUGUGCCUCCUCCAUAGCCAGGUCAGUAAUACCAGGCCCAGCAGUGAGAUGGAAGACCUCCUGUGUUUCAAAAAUACUCAAUAUCUGGAUGCCAACCAAGUCAUGAAGUGGUUCCAGAUUGCUGUCACCAAGGCCUGGAACAGAAUCUCCCACAAAUAUGAAUUUGACCUUUCCUUCAGCCUCCUGGACUCACCAGGAGCCCUGAAGAUAAAAUUUAAAUCGGGGAAGUCGAUUGCCUUCAACCUCACCCCUGUGGUGCAGUAUGAGAACUCUGACGUUUACUUCAUCUCCCACUUUCCCCGGAGCAGCCUGGCAGCAGACACCCCCUCCAGCACCCACUGGUUUCUCACCUUUGCAGUGUAUGAGAGGAGGUUCAUCCAGCUGGUCUCCAAAACACUGCCUGCCAAUGCCUGCCACGUCAGCUGCCUUCAGAUCCUCUCCUUCCUCCAUGGGAAGCAAUGCAGCCUCACAGGUCCCAGCGGGCUCACCAACUACCACCUGAAGACAGUGCUGCUGCAUCUCCUGCAGGCACGUCCCAGUCAGGACUGGGCCCCAGAAAAGCUGGAGGCCCGCCUUCAGGACAUGCUGAAAUUCCUAGAGAAAUGUUUGCAUGAAAAGAAGCUUUAUCACUUCUUUAUUGGCAAUGGGAAGAUACCAGCAGAGCUGGGUUUCCCCAUCAUAUUUCAGAGGGCUGAGCCUAUCAACCUUUUCCGUCCCUUUGUGCUACGCAGGGACAUUUACAGGAAGAUGGUGGACACAUUCCAUGAGAUGCUGAGGAACAUGUCUGCACUGAUAAAUGAGUACACAGUGCACAUUCCCCUUGCACACACCAAUGGGAUCCGUAAGGAACCCCUUUAACCAAAGCCAAACUCUAAGCACAAGUCCAGAGGCAACUUUCUGAAGCCUUCUGGAGGCAUCUGACUUUGCCUCCAGGAGGAGAGCUUCUUGUCUGGAGCUGAACCAGUCCUGGGCCAUGGCUCCUGCUGAAAGGAAGAGGCUAUAGGGGGAGGAUAGGGGGAAACUGGAAGAUGUGGUGUUGAAGUAGGUUUCUGUUCCACUGCUGUGCUUGGUUUUAUGCAGCUAAGAAUAUAUUUUUUCUAUUGUGCCUCAGUCAUGCUACAGCAGCAAAUAUAAUUUAUUCAGAUGCCUGCAAUGCAAAUGGGGGUGGGGGUGUGAUGGUGGCCAAAUACUUCAUUUCCUUCAGAAGGGGGAGAUAAGAAUAGGGUGGGAGAAUCAGGGACAGGAUCUUGGGAUCAAAGGAGCCUGUCUGCUUCCAGACAACGGGAGUUCUUUCACCAGUGGGAAGUGCAACGAGUCUACAUGCUGGUGUGGAGAGGAGGAGGGUCAUGCACAAGAUCUGGACUGGAUGGAGAGUCUUAAACAAAGCACAGCUUCAAAACGGAACUGUAGUUAAAAAAGAAGAAGAAGAAGAAGAAGAGGAAGAAGAAGAAGUCGUCUUGAUUGGACUUGCAGCAGUAACUUAAAUGGCUUGUCCUGUCUUUCAGAAGCACCCCUGCACAUUUUUCCUCCUGUGGGAGGAUGUAGCAGAGCAGGGUCUGUGUCUUCAGACCAUUUCAUUCAAGUCUUCCAUGGUAACAUGGCUAGUGGUUUAUAUUCCUGCCCAUUUUGUAUGGAUCAAUGAACAGGAACCUUUUUUACCUUAGAUAAAAGAAACACCGCUAUUGGUUCUGGCCUUUUGAGUUGUUUGUUUGUUAUCCUUACCUUGGGGCACUAAGGCAUGAGAACAGCCUAGUUCUCAAAGCAAAGCAAGCAAAAAGCAAAAAAGUUCUCAAAAAGCAAAGCAGGGCUUGAACUAUAUGAUCUUUGGAGGUUCCUUCCAGCCCAAACAAUUCUGAUUCUAUGACUGCUGUAAGUUUUGCUUUCAUUAAAGAAACAAUUCUCCAAAAUUAUCCUGUAAUGAAGCCAAUCUCAGAAGUCUGGUAGCAGGAGUGAACAAUCACCCUCCAAAUGAGUGUGACUCUCUGCACAUGGUUUUAAUUAGGCCAAGACCAGCAGGCAGGAGAAGGAAGGGAUGAAAAAGAUGCACAUGUAGUAGACCUGAGCAGUGUUGCUUGCAGCUGCCUUAUGAUCUGUGUUGCAUCCCUUCUGUUCCACAGAUGCAGGCAAAAGCCACUUUAUACAUUCUCCUCAAUCUUUCAAAGACUGCUGCACUAGUAGACUGUAAUUUGCUGAGCUGGGAGUGCAAAGGAGGAGAGCUGCUGCAGGCUUUCAGACCAGGGGAAAAUCUUGAGGUAUGUGCUAAAAAAAAACAACUGCAGAAAUGGAAAUGCCUGAAAUCCCACAGGAAGCAGGUUAGUGCUGUGCCAGUGGGCUGCCCAGCCCCAGCAAGGUGGCUUUGCUGAAGGAGAGGACUCAGGAGAUCCUUACCCUCCUGAGUGUGGGCUCCAAGCCAGGGACACUGUGUGAUUGCUUUAUGCUGGUCCCAGAAGCCUGGCCUCCAGUGCUAAGGGGUCUUUCCUACCAUUUUUUCACACUAGGAUUUCCCACAAAGUUUUACACUAGGGUUCCCUUAAUCCUGUUUACAAGAGGGUGAUUGUUCUGUGAGGUAAAACCCAUCAGGAAUGCUUUUACUGUCACUCCAUAGGUCCUUUUUUAUCAAUCCUCUCUAUCACAUCAGAGAGAAGAUCCAAUCUUGUAUCACUGCUGGGGACAGCAUAAAACAUGAAGCUUGUUAUCCAGCCUUAUCCAGUUGAUAAGCAAACUCUCCAUAGACAUGUCCUCUCUUCUCUUUUCCUGGGAAAAACUUUUACCACCUCAUUGGUGUCUGCACUUCUCUGACCUGCCACCAGUGUGGGACACUUCUCACCCAAAGGCAGAGAAGCUGUGACUCCUGUCUCCACAGCAGGUUUAUAAGAAAGCACAGAUGGUGAUGGAGCUAUGCUCAAAGUGCUGCUUCCCUUGGCUUUAAUUACUACAGGUAGUUAAGUAGGAUCUCUGAACAGAAAGUAAGGGGAAGGUAGGAAUGGAGGAGAAGAGGCUGGUGGGUAAUGCCAGUAGGAAAAAGUCUUGGAUCAUCAUUGCUUGCUUCAGCAUCCUUGGUGAUGAGUGCGCGGGAGACUGCCAGGAGAGCAACAGGGCGGGACUAAUUGCUGACGCUAACGAGUGCUGUAAAUCCCUGGCUUUCUUUAGUACAGCCAAGAAGGCUUUCCCCAGUAGGAAAGAGAGCAGGAGCAGCACUCUUAGGGGCCAUGGCAAGCAGGUAGUGACAAGCAGAGGUACAGGGAGGGUGGGUCAGUACUGGAGCCUAGAGGCUACAUCAGAAGCUGUGUAAGUCGUUUGCAAACCCAGGUGAUUUGCCACUUUUACCUUCCCAGGUUUACUGCAAAGUGCCUGUAGCAAAUCCAGCUUUACGUGGAUUGCUGGCAGGCAGGUCACACUGGAGCAGUUGUGGUUGAAGUUGUUUCUAAAUGUGCUCCCAGCCCAGCCAGAGAGAAUUAGAAUUUCUCUGCCGUUUCCUGUCAGUAGUCUAAAUUUAGUCUGCAAAGAACAGAAACAAAUUUGUGACCCGGGUCUCUCAGGAAAUGACAUUCAGAGUUGAAAAAUAACUUUUAUAUAAGGUUGAGCAGGGGGAGCAUGAGAAGAAAAGGCUGUUAAACAGAAUAAGGUAACUCCCCUAUUAAAAUGUCAGAACAAAGCUUUGCAAUACCAGUUGCAAUGGGCUUGUAAACGUGCCCAAACUCGUCUUUACACAGCCCCAAGUACUGCUGCUCAGACUCAAAGGGAACCUGAACUGAUAAGUGGAUUGAAUCUUUUGUUCUUUGUUUUCUGUACUUGUAUGCCUGUUCUCUCCUACACCCAAACUGACCCUGAAGUAUUCCCAUGGGAUUUAAUUGAACAGGAGCUGGAGCUGAAUCAAGUAAUUUAUGGAUUUAAUUCCACUGAAAGCAAAUUAUUUGGCUUAUUUUUCCUACAUGCAAUAUGCUCAUUUUGACCUGAGCACCUUUAAAGUGGUCUGGUCGGUGCAUUUAGGCUGUGAGGGGUCACACUCAUACCUGUUGGGGGGAAACGUUAUCUGUGAUUAUAACUGUGCUCCAGUCAACCUCAGAGUGGAGAUCUUCCUUGCAAACUGAAGGUGCAGAUGUGUCCCAUCAGAGGAGAGGUUGGUACACAGUGUUUCUUUUGACCACACCUCUGCCAUGGUACAAGGAGGCCGUGACGUGAAGCACAUCAUUCCUUGGACUUCGACGUCUCUCCUGGAUCAAAUCUUUGCCCACCAAAUACUAGCCUGCUAGUAGAAGCCCAUGCUCACAUUUCACAAAAUAAGGUUUAUUAGACAAUUCAGUUCCAUCAGCUGCCAGCCAGUAAAAAUGUCCUAAGACAUUUUAGUGUUGCCCAUGGCAGUUCUGCCUUGAUUGAAAUCUGGGUGGGUAAUCAUAGGAAGCAGCUUUAAAGGAUGGGAGUAAAAGUGAGAUUUUUGUGGUUUAAAGUGGAAAACAUUCUUUUAAAACCAAACUGCAUAUGGCAGCUGAGUAACAAACACCUCUUUGACAAUGCCUGUAUCUGUAUGGGACAUCCUAAGGAAAGGUAAACGGCCUGUCCUGGACCCUCAAUACCAUCCUUGCCCUUUGCUAACCAAGUGAACUCAACAGAUGAACUCCAAGUGCUUUCCACUGGUUUCCAACCACUCCCUGUGCCCUCAACUUGUGGUUUUAAUAUUUUAUUACAGACUCUGUCAAAGCAAUGGAAUUAAUGGUGGGUUGAUAGAAACCACUGAUCUACAGCAUAGCCUCAGAGCCAUUUGCCUUUACAAAAUGUCUUGGUCUAAGGUUAUUUUUGCUGUACAGGAGCUGAAUGUCUUCUAAGGGGAGGUGUUAGGUGUUCAGUGUUAAGCAGCCCCAGAAAAGAGUUUCUCUCCAAGUUGCUCUUUAUACAGGGGUAUAAAGAUGUAAUUUAGCAAAAUGAUCCAAAAAUUUAUCCAGUAUUCAAGCAGCAGGAUUUGGUGUUUGUCCACCAGCCAUUUUUAAUGCAAAGUCUUUGCAGUGCUUUCUCUGUGGUGAAGAAAUGAGGCAUUAGGCACCUGUAACAGCUUUGCUGCUGCUCAGUGAGGGGUUGGCUCUCAUAAGACCUUACCUGGUAAAACAGCUUUAUUUAUUACUUGUCUCUUUUUAGAACUGGGCGGGGGAGGGUCUGUGUAUAACAUGUUAGCUCAGGAGCAACACUGUACAGAGAUCAAUCUUGGCAGUGCAGCCAAGAUGGGCAAUAACACCAGAACUCUCCAGACUAAGGUCUUCUUUGAUUGACAAUGCUGUACUUAAACCGCUGCUUCUAUAGCAGGACACUGUUGAAUUUUUAUAGAUUUUCUCAUGCAGCUUUAUUUAUAAUAAAGGGAGUCUUGUACAAAAUCUAAAUGAGCAAUGAGUUUCU